Molecule: messenger RNA, 1284 nt
Organism: Populus nigra (black poplar)
Lineage: Eukaryota; Viridiplantae; Streptophyta; Magnoliopsida; Malpighiales; Salicaceae
Product: disease resistance protein RUN1-like
Exons: 3
Coding region: 1-1284 (427 amino acids)
Biological process (GO): signal transduction; defense response
Molecular function (GO): protein binding
Source: RefSeq, a predicted model, not a curated record
AUGGCUUCCUCUUCUUCUCCCACUACUCCAUAUUUGAAGCACGAAGUGUUCCUCAGUUUUAGAGGCGCAGACACCCGCAAAGGUUUUACCAGUCAUCUUUAUCAUGCUUUGCAGCGAAACCAAAUUGAUGCUUACAUCGAUAAUAAACUUGAUGGAGGAGAAAAGAUCGAGCCUGCCCUCCUGGAAAGGAUUGAAGAGUCGUUUAUUUCGCUAGUCAUUUUCCCUGAAAAUUAUGCAGAUUCUACCUUCUGUUUGAGGGAACUCUCCAAGAUUCUUGAGUGCAUGGAGACCAAACAACAGAUGGUCUUACCAGUAUUUUACCGACUUGAUCCAAGCCAUGUUCAAAAUCUGACUGGGAGCUACGGAGAUGCACUUUGCAAGCAUGAAAGAGAUUGCAGUUCUGAAGAAGUAGAGAGUUGGAGACAUGCUUUGAAAGAAAUAGCUAAUCUCAAGGGCUGGGAUUCAGACGUCAUUAACUUACAUGCUUUUAAACAAGAUCGUCCCAUAGAAGGAUAUACAAAUGAAAGGAGUGUUGAAUACUGGGAAAGUAAGGUGGCACAGCUAAGAACAAAUGGUAGCGAGGACAUUAAGAAACAUUUGGAAAUGAUGAUCGACCACGACAUACAUGUUGGUCAUCAUCCAAAACUAGCAAGUCUACCAGACAUCAUUGGGGAGUUAAGAUCUCUUGCAGAGCUUGGUAUUUCUUCUUGCUCAAAACUAGCAAGUCUACCGGACAGCAUUAGCGAGUUGAGAUCUCUUGAAGAGCUUAGUCUUUCUUCUUGCUCAAAACUAGCAAGUUUACCAGACAGCAUUGGUGAGUUAAGAUCUCUUGCAAAGCUUAGUCUUUCUUCUUGCUCAGGACUAGCAAGUCUACCGGACAGCAUUGGCGGGUUGAGAUCUCUUACUAUGCUUUAUCUUAAUGGUUGCUAUGGACUAACAAGUCUACCAGACAACAUUGGCGCGUUGAAAUCUCUUCAAUGGCUUUAUCUUGAUGGUUGCUCAGGACUACCAAGUCUACCAAACAGCAUUGGCGGGUUGAAAUCUCUCAAAUCGCUUUUAUCAAGACUAACAAGUCUACCAGACAGUAUUGACGAGUUGAAAUCUCUCAAAUCGCUUAAUCUUAGUGGUCGCUCAGGAUUAGCAAGUUUACCAGACAACAUUGGCUCAUUGAAAUCCCUUAAAAAACUUGAUCUUAGUGGUUGCUCAGGACUAACAAGUCUACCAGACAACAUUGACGCAUUGAAAUCCCUAAAAUACUUGAUCUUAAUAGUUGCUCAGGACUAG